Molecule: messenger RNA, 321 nt
Organism: Miscanthus lutarioriparius
Lineage: Eukaryota; Viridiplantae; Streptophyta; Magnoliopsida; Poales; Poaceae
Source: the annotation of a GenBank genome assembly
AUGGCGGGGCGGCUUAUGCUGGCGCUCCCUAUCCUCCUCUUCUUAUUGCUAGUCGGGCAAUGCCACGGCGGCAAGAUUGGCGUCUGCUACGGCCGCAACGCCGACGACCUGCCGGCGCCGGACAAGGUGGCGCAGCUAAUCCAGCAACAGUCCAUCAAGUACGUGCGCAUCUACGACAGCAACAUCGACGUCAUCAAGGCCUUCGCCAACACCGGCGUCGAGCUCAUGGUCGGCGUACUGAGCCGGACCGCCAUCGCCAAAACCGCGUACGCCGCAGAUCUCGGUGGGGUAGGGGCGCCGCGUACUACGGAGCGGAGAUGA